Molecule: messenger RNA, 4203 nt
Organism: Eupeodes corollae
Lineage: Eukaryota; Metazoa; Arthropoda; Insecta; Diptera; Syrphidae
Gene: Tm1
Product: tropomyosin-2
Exons: 8
Coding region: 856-4047 (1063 amino acids)
Biological process (GO): actin filament organization; muscle contraction
Cellular component (GO): actin filament
Molecular function (GO): actin filament binding
Source: RefSeq, a predicted model, not a curated record
UAAAUAAAAAUAUUUCGAAAAUUACUUUUCGAAUACAUUUCAAUAUAAAACUGUCAGUUUUUUCAAAGCUCGUUAAAAAAUUUCAAAUCAAAGACAUCAAAUACACUGUGAUUUGUUUUUUAAAAUUAAUUGUGUGGAACACCUUGUUUUGUGGAAUGUAUUUGUCUGGAACUUAACGAUCGCGUGUCGACUUCCGCUACCCUAUCAAACAACUCAAAUGCGUGUGUUUCAGACAACAAAAAAUAAAAAACUAUUCUCGAAAUCAAAAUAGAUGGAUGUCAUGACGAAUGAGUAAUCAAAAAAAAAAAUCAUGGCCAAUAUAAGUGAUGACGGAUGACGUUAGUGCUGACUUCUUUUUGAGCAAUAGCUAAUUUCAUACGAUCACAAAACUCUUAUAGAGAAAAUGUAUAUAUUCAAAAAUAAAGAAAAAAGAGAACGACAGGAAAAACCAUCAACCCCUUAAUAUGUGCGAGAGGGAAGCAAAUACCUCCAUUCUUCUUCGAAUGAUCUAAAAUAAAAUGAUGUGAGUGUAUAUGUAUACAUUCAUUACCACUCUCAUGAAAAAUAAAAAAAUGAAGAAAUAGAAAAUCUGUUGUGGACUCUCAUUUAUCUAGAACAUUGAAGUCGGCGAGUCGAGUUUUUAAAUUUCUUUUUUUUUUUUGGCUUUUUCAAUAUUUCUUACCCUUUACAUAAAUUACACACUUUUUAUUUUUUUGUUUUUAAUUAAAUAAAAUCAUAAAAAUCAAUGAUCCCUAAGAUUGCUGUCAAAACAGUGUUUAGAAAAAAAAAUAAUUUCGAAAAUAAAUUCACCGUUGUGUGGAUACAAAGUGUCAUCAUCAAAUUUAUAACAAUAAUAUGAUUGAAAAAACUAUAAAACUUCAAAUCGAUAUUGAUGAUGUUAAUAAUGUAACAAACAAUAAAACUUUUAAUACAAGUUCAAAUAGUUUAAAUAAUAAACUAAACCAACAACAACAGCAACAACAAAAACCAGAAAUAAAACAUUCUAAUUUAAGUGUUAAAUCGAAUUUUGACAGUAGCUGCAACCGGCAAAAUUCGCAAGUCGAUUCGAACAACAUUCGAAAUAAUGUAUGGUCAUUGAAUAAUAAUACAUCAAGUGUAACAAAGCCAACAAAUAAAUUAAAUAAUAGUAGCAAUAAUAAUAAUAAUAAUAAUUGUAAUAUAAAUUUAAAUAAUUCACGUCGCCGGCGUAACCAACAGGAAAUACGCCAAAUUAAACGUGCUCACCGCCAUCUAUUAACAAGUAGUGGUGUUGCACAAAAGCCACUACCAACAACAACAAAUCCAGUACUACCAACAUCACAACAACAAAAUACUAAUUGCACCAAACGUCAAAAAAAGAAAAAGACAAAACGAAAAAGUGACAGCGGAGCUGUUACUACUGGCAGUAGAAGUGGAAGCAGUCAUCACCGCCCGCACCAGCACCAGCACCAUAAUCCACACCAGCAACAAAACGAACAGCAGCUGCGCCAGCAGCAGCCGAACAACAGUCAUCCAAAUCGCAACCACAAAUCUUCCUCCUCAACAACUUCAACUAAUCAAAAUCAACCUCGCAGUAAUAAAAACACAAAUAAUUGGAAUAAUAAUCGAUUAAGUGAAUGCGAUGAUUCGGCAACAAUUGUUUCAGUGAUAUCUUCCCAAUGGUGUUCGAUUGAGGAACGUUUAAAUUUAUUAGAUAAACUUUUAUAUUGUGAUGAGUUUGACGACGAUAAUUAUUCAACAAUUAGCUUUAGCAGCGAAUGUUACAGAUACGACGACGAGGACGAGGAGAACGACGACGACAACAUAAUGAGUGAUCAUAGUGGCAGUGGACAAAUGCCAAUGAAGCGUCGUGGCCAUCAGCAUCAUCCCAGAUUCGCUGGCCAGAGACGUUCCAAUGUUCCAGUUGAAGAAAUUUUGGCUGCUCUACGUCGCGGCGAUAGUGUUGGUGAACUGUCAAAUUUAUCAUCCACAGCAUCAACAGCUGAUUCGACAGUGACGUCAUUAAAUACAGGAUCCACCUCAACAUUGGACACUUUUAGUAAUUUAGGGGAUGGAGAUGGAGAUGUAGACGCAGACGAUGUAGGUAGAUGUUUAUCCCCAACUGACCUUCCUCCAUACGACAACAACAACCACACUGAAUCAACAAUCCUCAAAGAAUUAAAUAGAAACUCCGAUGACUAUUUAAAUGAUGUAAAUAUUAAAAAAACGUCCCUAGACUUGCCUUUGCUGCAGCAAUGUGCCGAGGUUUCGAUCCCAACAACUGCCAAUAGCAGUCCCACGCCAACGGACGAGAGUAGCCUCUUGGACGAUGUAGCAAAAACACCCAGCAGCAGCAGUAGUUCCAAACAACAGCGUUCUCCCAAAAAGGAGAAGCUACGUUCCGAGCAGAAGAAGAAGAAAAAGUCUAAAACAAAGAAUUCCACAGAAUUUGCAGGAGGUGAUGGUUCAUCGCCAUUAUCAUUUCAAGAACGUGCCGAAGCUGACGGCGCCGCAGCCGGCACCAACAAUGAGAACAACUCACCCGACAGCAAUAACAUUCUUGAAGAUGAUUCGUGUGAGUGGGCGAAAUUGAGAUGCACCAGCGAGCGCACCGAAGUUGUUGCCGAACGUGAAAUACGCCGACACAAAGGACGUUGUGCCGAUUAUCCAGGAUUAGCAUUCGGCAGAUCGAUAUUUAGCUCGGACACAAUGAUGAAAUUCAAUAUAAUUCGCAAUGAACUGCAUAACAUCAUGAAUACACAAUUGAAACGGGCUGAAUCUGAAGUUGCUGCAUUAAAUCGUCGCAUUCAGUUGCUCGAAGAAGACUUGGAACGUUCUGAGGAACGUCUUGGAUCUGCCACAGCUAAACUUUCGGAAGCAUCACAAGCUGCUGAUGAAAGUGAACGGAUACGAAAGGCCCUUGAAAAUCGUACAAAUAUGGAAGAUGACAGAGUAGCUAUAUUGGAAGCACAAUUAUCUCAAGCAAAAUUAAUUGCCGAGGAAGCUGACAAAAAAUACGAAGAGGUUGCAAGAAAACUAGUCCUCAUGGAACAGGAUUUGGAACGUUCCGAGGAGAAAGCUGAGCUUGGCGAAAGCAAAAUCGUGGAACUUGAAGAAGAACUCCGCGUUGUGGGUAACAACUUGAAAUCCCUCGAAGUCUCAGAAGAGAAGGCCACUCAAAAGGAAGAGACUUUCGAAGGUCAAAUCAGAUUAUUGGAUCAACAACUUAAAGAGGCUGAAGCCCGUGCUGAAUUUGCCGAACGUUCUGUUCAAAAAUUGCAGAAGGAAGUCGACAGGCUCGAAGAUGAUACAAUUGUCGAAGUGGAGAAAUUCGCACUUAUUGGAGACAGCUUAGAGUUGGCAUUCCUCGAUUUGAUACCCGGACUUGAACCAUUCUAUACGCCACGAAAUCCAAAACCACCCACACCCAAAGAGCCAACACCCACUGCCGAAGAAAUUGCUGCUGCUGAAGCAGCUGCCGCAGAAGCAGCUGCAGCGGCUGCCGAAGCUGCAGCUAAAGCAGAAGCCGAAGCAGCAGCAGCAGCUGAAGAAGCAGAGAGAUUGGCCCGUGAGGCAGAAGAAGCAGCGGCUCUUGCGGCGAUUCCUAAAGAACCAACACCACCACCACCACCGCCACCACCAUUCGAAUAUGCUAUUGAUUUGCCACCAGAAGGCGCUGAAGUACCAUAUGUUAAGAAUUAUGUACCUCCCCCACCGGGUUCGGAAGUGCCACCGCCAGCAGAAGGCGCAGCUCCAGCAGUUGAGGGCGCCGCUCGGCCAGCAGAGGGUGCUCCAGCUGCGCCACCAGCAGAAGCUGCUGCCGCGGCCCCAGCUGCUGCACCUCCAGCUGAAGGAGCUCCACCAGCGGCUGCUCCCGCAGCUGAUGGUGCAGCUCCAGCAGCUGCCCCAGCUCCUGAAGCUGCUGCUGCUCCAGCACCUGCUGCCGCCGAAGCACCUGCAGCGCCUGCCGAAACACCAGCAGCACCUGCCGAAACACCAGCAGCACCUGCCGAAGCACCACCAGCACCAGCUGAACCAGCACCUGCUGCCGAACCCGCCCCUGCUUAAAUACAACAACCAUUACCUGCAGUUUUCAUUAGCUUGCAUGAAUCAGCUUUUCAACGUCAUUUAAUCUUAUAAAAUCAAUGCAAAUAUUGGAAAAAUAUAAAAAAAAAGUUUUUAUUUCAAUUUUUGUUGAAGCAUUAAAAAGAUUAAGCGUUUUUA